Messenger RNA from Haliotis rufescens (red abalone), 3154 nucleotides. RefSeq lists its product as uncharacterized. The transcript is spliced from 6 exons. The coding region runs from base 808 to 2562 and encodes 584 amino acids. Gene Ontology annotation, molecular function: zinc ion binding. The record is from RefSeq and is a predicted model, not a curated record. Lineage: Eukaryota; Metazoa; Mollusca; Gastropoda; Lepetellida; Haliotidae.
CAUGAGGUCUGCUAUCUCUCUUUAUGUCGCGUGCUUCUGUUACUGUCCUCCAAUGUCCACGCAGAUCACGUCAGGCCUUAUCUGAAUGAAAAUAUAACUUUCUACAACUUACAUAUUUGUGUGAUCGCGUUCUAUGGUUAAAUUGACAACGUGGAGUGUUGCACACGACGCACUACUGACAGGACCGUAAUGACCGACCGACAUCUUCCACACAAGGUUAACGAGCUAGCAGACGACAUUCACAACUGCUGACAUCGACAGCAGCUUACAUCGCCAGCAGACGACAUCCACAGCAGCUGACAUCAACAGCAGACGACAUCUACAACACCUUACAUCGAUAGCAGACGACAACAUCCACAGCUGACAUUGACAAGAGACGACAUCCACAACAGCUUAGCGCGACAGCACACGGCAUCCACAACAGCUGACAUCUACAGCAGACGACAUCCACAACAGCUGACAUCCACAGCAAAAGACAUACACUGUCGGUGAUACCAGUUGGCAGGCACCAUCUACUACAACAGGCACAAAAAAUAGGCGUACGAUCAAAUAUAAAUAUAUUUUCACCCAAUAACAUCGACACCAAAUGGUGGAUACACAGGGUGUGUAUCAAAGUUCGUAACCGUCAACACCGACAGCUGACGACAUCCACAAUAGAUGACAUCACCGAAAGUCGACAUCCACAACAGUUGAUACUGACAGCAGAUGAAUCCUUACAUCUAAACCACACAAGACGACACCAAAGGCGAUUUUGAAGAAUCGAAGCUUGCGACUUUUCAAGAGGACAUAUUAAAUCCUAAGGAGGCAAUGUCAGAGACUACAGACAUCAAGAACCUGCUCACUGAGUGCCAUACGUGUUUAAAACAGUAUGACCGGAAGUCACGUGUUCCUCGGCGCAUGCCCUGUUGUUCAGAGACCGUAUGUGAGCCUUGUCUCACUUCCUGUCAAACCAAUGGCCGCCUCAUCUGUCCCCUGUGUCAAAAGGAAACAUCUGAACACAAAGAGGUUUCAAAUCUGCCAAUUGAUCCCCUUGUGAUCAAGCUUCUCUCACAGAACACCACGUCACCCCUCACGUGCACGUUCUGCUCUUUCAACAAUCCUGCCAUCGCAAAAUGCUGUCAGUGUAGCGAUCUGCUUUGUCAGUCCUGUCUGAGCACUCAUUCAAUGAACAAACUUCCCAUCAACCACGACGUCAUCUCCAUUGACGCAAUCAAACAGCAACGUGCCAUCCGUUCGGAGACAUUGUCCAGAAGUCUUAGCCUCCAGUCAAUGAACCUCCUGGGUCAGCUUAAGGAGAAGGGGGAAGGGGUGAUGGCUCGGAUGAAGCAGUUGGAUGAUGUCCUGAAGAACAUAGGUCAGUCCCGGAAGAGCGCCAUGGGAGAUAUCAAUAAAUGUUUUGACGACCUGCUAAAGGAGCUGCAAGAGAGGAGGAAGUUCCUCUUGUCUCAGGUGGAGCUGAGGGCGGACCAACACGCCAGUACUGUCAAAUAUGCCAAGGCUUCUCAUCACGGCAUCAACGAAAAGAUUAAGAAGUUAUCACAGAACAUAUCAAAGGGUCGUAAGGAUUCACCGGCUGCUAUUAUCUCAUUACUCCAAGAAACCGCAAAGGAUGUAGAUUUUGCCCGGAAGGGGGUCUGCUUUGUGCCCGCGAACACCCAGCAUCUCUUCUCCAUCCUCCAGACAGCUGGGCUGGUCCGGUCCAUCACCUUCACGCCGGCGGAAAAGCCCUGGGGAGUUCCAGACGCCGUCAUCUACAACGCAAUAUCCCUGGACCCUAUCAGUAUCCCACAAGUGUCGAAUGGAGAUGUUGGCUUUCUUUCCCACAGCAGAGCACACAGUGAACAAACAUGCUCGCUUGGAGACCAGGUUGUUGUCUUGAAGACUGCUAGCAAACAUCGAACUCUCUUUUGCCCAAACUUGGAAUGGGACACCAGCACCGCAAACCGGACUGUCACUACAUCCGGGCCUGUGAUCACCAACACCAGACCAGAACCGCCUUUGUUCAACAGCGGUUGCCGUAUACAGGCUGACCGUCACGUGAUGACCUCCAAACCGCUGUUGAUGAGAAACGGACAACAAGCCAUGUACCAGGUUAAGGUGAAGUACAAUCCCAAGAUGUUGAUUCAAGACAACAAGAUGCUCUUUGAGGUGUGUCUCACUGACUCCCCUGUAGAUUCUGUCUGGAGCCAGCCGAGCGGACUCAGCGUCAACUUGGCUUCCUGUUCUCACCAUCUUCAGCAGCUGUGCCUCAGGGUCGUCUACGACAACCAACUGCUUGAAGACACGCCCAUUGCCCAGAACGAGGUUGGUGUGUCACGUUACCUCCAUCUUGCUUUCCUUUUGAAUUCUGGUAGGAACGAGAUACACGUGAUCGACGUUGAGGAUGUCAGAGUCAUCAGCACUGUGACGGACGUUGACUUCGACAACCCGCUGUGGUUGAUGAUGAUGUUGGCGUGGCCAUCGUGGGCAAACAUGGCGGCUGCGCUUGCAUCAGGAACAAGGAUAGAUGUGUCAAAGGACAUCAACAAACUACUGUCUUCGCUUCAAGCGAGUAACAUCUGAUAAACAGGACGACCUUUGGAAGCUGUGACAAAGACAUGCAUAUUUUUAUAACCUUGAUAAAAAUCAUGAUUAUGCGAUAUUAUGUGAAAGGAUAAUGCCGAAAAUUCAGUGCACCAUACCGCGCGUAAAGGAUUUUUCUUGUUAAUAUAUACUACUCAAACUAGGUUAAGGAUCACCCGAUUCUUUCACAUCACUAUAGUAAAUAUGUCAUGGUACUAUAAAAAGGAUCGGAGGUUCUUUAAGUUUUUAGUAGCAUAUAUCAAGGUCAGGUAACUCUUAACAAAUUCGUUUUAUCAUAUACCUUGCCUACAUGAAAUUCUGUAAUUUAUGUACCAUUCUAGAAAAGGUUCUCAAACCAGAAAAAAAUAUAAAUGUGAUACGAUGCUGGCCUGAGCAAAGUGAUGCAGAUGUGUAUUAUACUGAUGAUAGCGUUGCACUUAGACAAUGAAUGUGUCCAUGAUUGGGCGCAUAAGUGUAGAAGUUUCAUCGUAUUACACACACUCUACGUGAGAACUGGGAUGUUAAUUUAAUUAAAUAUGUUUUAAAAUUAAUUUAAUGAAUAGAAAUGUAACCAAUGCAUAUCACACUAUCU